CCACUAGAAGUCUAAAUUACUGUUCUACUCUGACAAAUGCAAUGAAUCAAGGAUACGAGAAGCCACCCACAAAACAAAAAGGAAAAAAAGGGAAAGGAAUAAUGUGCGGAAGCUUGGCAGUUCCGCUAUAUUCUAACUCCCCCGCGGAGGCAGGCAGCUAUCUCUCAUCCCAGUUUCCUCCUAAAGCUCAUCAAGCUCUCGCCAUGGCCAAGAACACAUGCAGGGUCUGCUCCCGUCGCUUCGCCAGCCCCCGCGCCCUCGCCGGCCACAUGCGCUCCCACUCCAUCGCCGCCUCGAGGUCGCAGAUCUCCUCGGCGUCGUCCGCGUCCACCUCCAUCGCGGCCGGUGGCGACGUCGACGAGGCCAAUGGCAAGAAGUGCAUCCAGGGGCACAUGCUCAGGGAGAAACCCAAGCGGCGCGUCCGACUCGCCGAGUUCAAUUUCUCGGAUCGCGAGAGCGAGACGACGGACUGCCCCUCGACCGGCGCCAAGCGCGCGCACGCCGAUCCAGGGGACGCCGAGCCGGUGAGCUCGGUGUCCGAUGCGGCCACGCCGGAGGAGGACGUUGCGCUGUCCCUGAUGAUGCUCUCCCACGACUCCUGGCCCUCGCCGAAGCUGCCGUCCUACCGCGUCGACUCCGACGACGAGAGCGGCGCCCGCCCGUUCGCCGUGGCAGCGCAGAAGCAGACGCGGUACCAGUGCCCCGCGUGCAAGAAGGUGUUCCGAUCGUACCAGGCCCUCGGGGGGCACCGUGCCAGCAACGUCCGCGGCGGCAGGGGCGGCUGCUGCGCGCCUCCGCUCAACACUCCUCCUCCUCCUGCCCCUCUGCAUCCAUUGCUGGAAUGCGACGGUGGCGAGGAGGGCGCGAAGGCGCAGUGCCCCUACUGCUUCCGCCUGUUCGCGUCCGGGCAAGCUCUGGGCGGCCACAAGCGGUCCCACCUCUGCUCCGCCGCCGCCGCUGCCGCCGCCGCUGCGGCUGCAUCAGAAGCUGAUCCCCCAGUCACGAUCAAAAGCCUCGGCUUCAUUGAUCUGAACCUCCCUGCGCCCUUCGACGACGUGGAGCUCUCCGCCGUGUCAGAUCCCUUCCUCUCGUCGAAGCCAGGUCCUUGAAAGCAAGCAGAGCAAGCAAACCGACUGCUUUGUCUCGCUCGCCUUUCGGUUGAUUCCAAUGGAGAACGAGCUGCUUAGCAAAGCAGCCGGAAAGGUAAAGAAACUGAUAAAAAAGGAGACAUCUUUGCUUGGAUAGUUUUUUCUUAUUAUUGUUUGCGUUGAUUCAAUCAGCUACAAUAUUGCUGUAGUCCCCUUCUCGUUC
Messenger RNA from Phragmites australis (common reed), 1311 nucleotides. Its product is annotated as zinc finger protein ZAT1-like. Bases 42 to 1109 code for a protein of 355 amino acids. The transcript has a single exon. The record is from RefSeq and is a predicted model, not a curated record. NCBI's taxonomy places the organism in Eukaryota, Viridiplantae, Streptophyta, Magnoliopsida, Poales, Poaceae. Gene Ontology annotation, biological process: regulation of DNA-templated transcription.